AAUUACUGAAUCACAUAGGUACUGAAUAAAGAAAACUGAAAUUUAUCCGUGUCAUUUUCUUUCAUUUUCGGAGUGCGGACUGUUUUUCAUUGAAUUAAAUUGUUCCUUCUUGUUCAUGAGCUGGAAAUCAUUGGGAAAGGUUUCCUAUUUUUUUUCUAUAAGGAAGACGUAAAUUUUUCCUAGAAAUAAUAAUUAUACCAUGUAUAAUUUUUCUAUAUCUGCCAGUUAAUUUUUUUGAAUAAGUUAAAUGCAGCGUACAAUGAGAUAUUGGAAAUUGUUUAAAAACAUUUUUGCCAUGGGUAUUAUAAUAAGUGUUAUGUGGUUAUUGUUUACUUGGAGUAGUGUUGAAUUAUUAAGUUUAUCAUCACUGGAUACUAGAAGCAUUCCAAUUGCUGUGAAAAAUAAGAUGUGCCAUGUCAAUUUUAAUGAUGAGCGCCAGCACAUCAGCAACAGCAGCGACUUGAAGAUGAUAUAUUAUGUGACUCCGACAUACCCUCGGCCGGAACAGGUGCCUGAGCUCACCAGGCUCGCGUAUACACUGAUGCAUGUACCAAGACUACAUUGGAUUGUAGCUGACGAUCAACCUAUAUGUUCUGAAGAGGUCUCAAAGAUACUUAAACGAACUGGCCUGCCAUAUACUCACUUGUCUAGUCCAAAGCCAUACUUGUACAAAGGAACAAACUUUCCCCGCGGAGUGUCCAACAGACGUGCAGCGCUCACUUGGUUACAAGAAAACGUGAAUGAAGGAGUACUCUACUUCGGAGACGAUGAUAACACAGUGGACCUGCAGCUGUUCGACGAAAUUAGACUGACGAAGAAGGUGUCAAUGUUCCCCGUAGGUCUGAUCGGUGAUUAUGGUGUUUCUUCGCCCGUUGUAAAGGAUGGAAAGGUUGUUGGUUUCUUCGACUCCUGGCCAGGAUCUAGAUUAUUUGCUGUCGACAUGGCUGGGUUUGCCGUGAACAUUGAGUACCUGAAGCCCUCUGCUAACAUGCCAUACAUUGCAGGACAUGAAGAAGACAGAUUUCUUGUUAGUAUUGGCUUGAAAAUGGAAGACAUAGAACCACUGGCUGCCAACUGUUCGAGAGUACUUGUCUGGCAUACUAAAACUGUUAAGUAUAAAAAACCAACCAUAAAACUUGAUAUUAAAAAACUCGAUAGUGUUCCUGCUUAUAGAAAUUUCGCGAAUUUGCUUAAGGAAACAAAUAGGCUCGGUAUGGCCACCCUCAGCGACAAUAAUGGGACGAAACCUUAUAUAACUAGAAAUAGGAAAUCAUAUGAAACACUAGCUGGUCUAGAAUAAUUUUUUUUCAAAUAAGCUGUUCUUAGCCAUUGUUUGUUUUGCAGAAGCUUAUGCAGUACACUACAUAUUAAUACUUCUAGAAAAAAUAGAGAACAUAUUUUUAGGUCUUAAAGGCUUUUUGCUAAUUCAAGUGUGGCAAAUUAAUAUGCACAAAAAUAGCCAUAUUCUGUAUUAACUGUUGAUAAAUAGAACUAUAAAUAGUCUAAUUAUAUAAAUAGUCCAUCCAACAUGUGCUCCACUAUGUAUUGAUUUUAAAAUAUUUUGGAGAUGUUAUUCUUAACUCUGCUAUAGAACAUACAUAAACUUAUAUGCCGGUCAAAUUUUUUUUGUAGAUUAGUAGAUAGGUUGUAUGUACAUAAGAUCUUAUAGGAAUAAAUUAUGAAGAGUGAAAUCCAGUGUGAUGUUAGAUAGGUUUUAAAAUAUUUAGGUAAAAAAUAUGUUGUUUUCAAAGACUAGUCUUAUGUAUAAUUUAUCAAUUAUGUUGAUAUAAAUCAAUGCAUGAUUAGUACAAUACUGUACAUUGUUGUGUUGAAUUUUUAUUUGUUGGUAUGUAUUUGUGUUGUCCUCUUUUGAUUUGUGAAAUAUUAUUAUGAUUACUAUGGGUUAAAUAUAGGUUCGAAAUUGCUAUUAAUUUUAAAAUAACAUAAUGAUAAAUGGUAUGAAUAUAGCCAAUAUACCACGGCAGAUCAUACUUAAGAUUAGAUAAACAAACAUAUUUUUAUUAUUUUAGAGUUUAGACUAAGACAUUUCUCAUUAAAUUAAAUGAUAUAUCUCAUGAAAAUACUGAAAUAUUUUAUAAUAUUAAUUAUUGAUUUAAUAUAAUUCUAAUACAUAUUAACAUGUAUUGUUGAUUCAUUAUAUUAUAGUAUUUUAUUAGGUUUAAAGAAUGAACAUUUGUCUAUGUAAAAGUAUUAUAUUUAAAGGACCACAAAAAUUAAAUUGCUGUAUUCGGGCACAGAUAGUUUACAAUCAGAUGAGGAAAAAUUGCCCGAAUACAGCAAGUUUUCCUCACUUUGAUCUUUUAUAGGUAUUUGAGAUCAAAAUAUUACUUUUAUAGUUGAAUUGUUGUGUUGAUCUAAAAAUAAUUGAUUUGAAUCUCAUAAAACCUUUGUUUUUAUCACAUAAACAUAUGCCGAGCAAAUGUCAGUAAUGAAACUUCUUUGCCAAGAUUCAAAGAUAACAAAAUGGUCGCCACUCCAUGACGUGAUGGCAUUGCCAUGAUGCGAUCUAGAAAUUUUACUCUCAACGUGCCUAAGAAGUUUCACUUCAAAAUAAAACUUGCAGUAUUUGUUAUACAAGCUUAAUUUCAUGUCUGAAUAUUUUUUAUGUAAAAAUAUGAGUUGGAAAUUGAUCUGAAUUUUCUUCAUGAUGUAAACCAACGUGUAGACAUUUAUUAUCGCUAAUAUCUUACUUUUCUCAGUGCAAUAGAAGUUUUAUUUUAUUCUUUGUAACUUACUACUAACAAAAUAUGUGUUUUAAUCUUGUCUUAUUAUAUUUUAUUUUAAAUUCCAGUGCAAUAUUUUUUUAAACAUCCAGUGAAUAUCAUAUUAUAUACAAUAACUAUAAUUUUAAAAUUAAAAGUAAUUAUCUACAAAAAUAUGUAAAAUAUAUUUUUAGCUUAAGUUUUUUAUGUUCGGAAUGAACAAACAUUACUGUUAUCUAUUUGUCUGUGGUAUAUUAUUUUAUUCUUUAAUUUAAUUGAUCUCUUUUAGUGAUAUUAAUAUUACGUCUUAAAAAACUAAAACACGAAUGUUAACAAUGAAAAGUUAUGUUAAUUUUGUGGGGUGACACGUGUUGUGACAACUUUUUAUGGUGGAAUAUAAUGAAUAUUAUACAUAUUAUAUCUGAUAUUCUAUCAUUAAUAUUAUUUGUAAAUAUUAUAUUUUGAUCUUUAGCGGUGUGGCGACCAAUUAAAUUUAGAUUUGACGGAACAAGCGACCAAGAUGUAUGAACAAUGAAAUAAAUACAAUUAAUGCAUGUAAUUAUUAUUAGGACUUACUUUUUG
Molecule: messenger RNA, 3305 nt
Organism: Colias croceus (clouded yellow)
Lineage: Eukaryota; Metazoa; Arthropoda; Insecta; Lepidoptera; Pieridae
Product: galactosylgalactosylxylosylprotein 3-beta-glucuronosyltransferase S-like
Exons: 4
Coding region: 248-1300 (350 amino acids)
Biological process (GO): carbohydrate metabolic process; chondroitin sulfate proteoglycan biosynthetic process
Cellular component (GO): Golgi membrane
Molecular function (GO): galactosylgalactosylxylosylprotein 3-beta-glucuronosyltransferase activity
Source: RefSeq, a predicted model, not a curated record